GAGAGAGAGAGAGAGUAAAGAGAAAGAGAACGAGAGAGGGUGCUGACAUCUGAGAUAAGGCACCUCAUUUGAAUGUGACAGAAGCCCCUCUCUACCUGCAAAAAUACAGAACACAUUUCUAGAGCGCUUCCAUGGUGACAUACUCAGCUGGUGCUGAUUGGCCGAAACCUAAAUGAUGCACUGAUUCUACACCAUGGCCCAGGAGGCUCUGUGGAAAUACCCACAAUCCUCAGCUCCCUGAUUUACACUGACAGCAUCUCAGGCUCAAGGAGAAAACCUGUCCAAGCUAUGAUGUCAGUCUGCGUGCCCUCACCACGUAACUCCUCCCCCUCUGUGGAUGUAGCCAAUCGCAACGGGCCUCCGGCAACUCCGCCCAAUUCCCUCAGCCUGCUUUCUUCACACAAUCAACUGCUGAGUGAUGAUGUCAUCAAGCAAGGCCAGGCCACACCUCCUAAGUGUAGGAAGAAGUAUGCGCUCACAAGCAUUCAGAGCGCGAUGGGCCUUGGCGAAGGCGUGACGCCACCGUCAUCUUCUUCAGAAACUACUGCCAAUCCAAAACUGGCCAAAAAUGGUGUAAAUCAGUUACGUAAAGCUGCGGAACGGCAGGAUCACAACAAGAACACCACCAAAGAAGACGAAGAUGGAAACUUAGUUGCUGAAUCAGAGCUGAACUUUGAUGACGAGUUGAAUGUUGAAGAAUUAAGCCUUGAUAGUGAGUCUAACAUUGACUUUGAUCCCAAUAACGAGCUUGUUAACGAGGAUAUAAAUGAGCUGAUUAAUGAUGACACUAACCAGGAGGACCAUGUUCAGUCUGGGGAGAAUUGUGCCGAUCUACUCAUUCUGUCAGAGAAAACUGAGAUUGUCUCAGAUGUGAAGUCCCCUGAGCAUCUUAAGACCAAGAGUUACAUGCAGUCAUGCCGUGAUGACCUGCCAAACGAACGGCCCGAUAUGCAGGAUGAUGAUGUCACAAAGCCUUUGCUAGAAAAAGAGAAGAAUCCCUGUCCUAUGUCUCCAAGGAAACAGCACAGCCCCGAGGACACACCCCUGCUGUCUGUCAGCUCUUCAUCUUCCUCUUCCUCACCAGAGACGAAAAAAGACCGACCACGGACGGGAGCCAAGACAGACCGCGCACUAAACCGUAUCCAGAACCUGCCACACAGCGACGAGGAGUCCAGCUGGACCACAUUGUCUCAGGACAGUGCAUCACUAGACUCACCAGAGGAGAGCGAUAUCUGGGGGGAGCAGUCAUUUCAGACAGACCCUGAUUUGCCUCCAGGAUGGAAGAUGAUGACAGACAUGGCUGGUAUUUAUUACUGGCACAUUCCAACGGGUACCACACAGUGGGAGAGACCAGCCCCAUGCCAUCCGGUUCCAACUGGGCCCGACCAUGCCAACCGCAAACACUCCCUGGGCUCCCUGUCACCCUCACCCACCCCGGAUCAUGAGUCAGUGUCUCAUGCCGAUGUGUUUUUUGGAGCAUCGAGUCGUUCAGGCAGCACCAUCUCCGAGAGCUCCUUUGACCCCGCCCCCAUUCCGUCCUCUUCCUGUCUGGACCCUACACCUAUCCUCUCCUCAAACUCUUCUUCAUCUUCCGAUGGCAAUGUUCCUUCCUGUGGAUUUGUCAACAGCUGCUACUUUCCUCGUUCUUCAUCCCUACAAAUAAUGCCAGGGAAGGAUAGACACUCUGAGAUGUGCCAUCGGGAAGAGGAUAAGAAAAAGCCAUGGAGUGAUUUUGCAGUUGGAAAGAUUGAUAGUGAGAUCUGGAAGGAUCUUCAGGCGGCCACAGUGAACCCUGACCCCAGUUUAAAGGAAUUUGAAGGAGCAACUCUCCGCUAUGCCUCCCUCAAGCUACGAAACCCUGCUCCCGUUGAAGAGGAAGAUUCCAGUAGUAUUAACAGUGACCCUGAAGCCAAGUGUUUUGCUGUGCGCUCUCUGGGCUGGGUAGAGAUGGCUGAAGAGGACUUGGCUCCUGGUAAAAGCAGCGUCGCUGUUAACAACUGUAUCCGUCAACUGUCCUACUGCAAGAAUGACAUCCGAGACACAGUGGGCAUCUGGGGAGAGGGGAAGGAUAUGUACCUCAUUUUAGAGAAUAACAUGCUGAAUCUGGUCGACCCAAUGGAUCGCAGCAUUCUGCACACUCAGCCAAUCGCAAGCAUCCGUGUGUGGGGCGUCGGCCGUGAUAAUGGAAGGGAUUUUGCGUAUGUAGCACGAGAUAAGGACACUCGGAUAUUAAAAUGUCAUGUGUUCCGCUGUGACACCCCUGCCAAAGCCAUUGCUACCAGUUUGCACGAGAUCUGUUCCAGGAUCAUGGCCGAGCGCAAGAAUGCCAAAGCUAUGGCUGGAGGAUUCCUACAGGACAGGACACACGCUGGGCUUGAUGUCCCACUACAAGCAGAGUUCCCCACACCAAAGACUGAACUGGUGCAGAAAUUCCAGGUGUUCUAUCUCGGCAUGAUGCCAGUUGCUAGACCUUUAGGCAUGGACAUUCUCAACGGUGCAAUAGACAGUUUAAUGUCAUCAUCAUCCCGAGAUGACUGGAUGCCCGUGAUGCUGAAUGUAGCUGAUGCAACAGUCACUGUCAUCAAAGAGAAGGAGGAAGAGGAGGUGCUAGUGGAGUGUCGCGUGCGUUUCCUGUCAUUCAUGGGAGUAGGAAAAGAUGUGCAUUCAUUUGCAUUUAUCAUGGACUCUGGGAACCAGCACUUUGAGUGUCAUGUGUUUUGGUGUGAUCCCAAUGCUGGCGGUGUGUCAGAGGCUGUUCAGGCAGCAUGCAUGCUGAGGUAUCAGAAGUGUCUGGUGGCACGCCCUCCAUCUCAGAAAGCCUGCUCACAGGCGCCCCCUGCGGAUUCAGUCACACGCCGCGUCUCCACCAGUGUCAAACGUGGAGUUCUUUCCCUCAUCGACACACUCAAACAGAAGAGACCUGUCACUGAGCUUCCCCAGUGAUCUGACACACAAGCACACACACUUGCUGUCACACGCUCUGCAUGCUUAUAACUAUCAAAAUAUUUUGUACAUACCAGUCAAUUGAUGGAAAUGAAGAGGAACUCAAGGACUAAUCCAUAGAUGAGCUUAUGCCAAGAAAAUAUACCCUUUAUUCAGAAACACACACUUGAUCCACUAACUUCAGCCUCUUUCGAUUGCUACCACCCAUAUGUCAGUCGUAUCUGCAUGGAAAGAAACACCUCUCAUGCAUGACAGAAAUCAGCAGGCACCAUCCAGCUACAAAACACCAACCUGUGCGGACAAAGCCUGCUUGAAUUUCAUCAGCAGAGAUUACUUGGGCUGCAUCUACAUUAAUCCGUAUACAUUUGAAAACUGUGUUUUUAUUUUCGAAACGCUCUGUCUACACUGCCGUUUUCAAGCGUUUUCCAAAAGUUGCUCGUCCACACUGAAACAUAUAAAAAACGCUUAAAUCCUCUUUCUGCGCAUGCGAAACAUUGCUGUUGCAUGUAUGGUCUGAAACACAAUUGUCCUCUUGUUCCAUCGCCGAAUGCCAAUUCCGAGUAAACUUCCCAUCGCCUUGGAAGGAAUGCAAUGUGAAUGUUGUACAAAGUAACAUUUAUCUUUAACAACGCUAUUAAAGUGAAUGUCAGGCAAAACGGCGCCGCUAUAACACAGGUCGCCAUAUUGAUUGUUUUGGUUGAAUGGAUCAUAUGACUGCGUCACCUGACAACAAAUACGACAUCGUUUUCAGAUAUCUCUGUUUUCCCAGUCCACACAACAACGGGAAAAUGCCGUUUUCAAAUGUAUCCACUUGGGAGAGCGUUUUCAAAAAGCUCAGUUUUCGCUAACAAAAACAGCGUUUUAGUGUGGACGGAAGACCCAAACGGAGAGAAAAAGAUGUGUUUUCAAACGAAAAUGUAUUAGUGUGGAUGUGGCCUUGAUUAGAAUGAAAAUUGGUUUGUGUGUAUAACAAAACAAAUAUGGCUGCUUUGCCUCACCAGAGCUUGUUUGGUAUUGUCACAGUUAGUAACUGUAGCUGCAUGAUCAGAUGUGUGUGCGGAGUGUGUGUGUGUGUGUGUUGAGAGGAGCUUGAUGCUGCUUAAUUUGCUGAAGGACGUUUGUACUUUAAGUGUCAUGAAACCAUACUUUUUUUGUUGUAACUCUGUUACAUCUUUUAUUAUACACCAGUAAGUUCUGGUCCUCUAAUCUUAUUGGACAUGUGGUGUUUCAAUAGUGCUGAUAUUUAGUAUACACGGCACUGUGACACUCCAUUGUUUGUAUCACUCCGCUUGUCUGUGUUUGCAAAAUUCCAGACAGGCUGUCAGUCUAUGCGUUUCUCGGCAAAAUGCAAGCCUGCUUUAGCUAAAUUUGGAAUUAUUUUCAUUUGCAAAGCAAAUAUAGACAAAAUACCUAGCAUCUAAAGUGUAAGUUACUCGAUAUCAACUUUUUGUUCAUAGAACUGUUGUAUAAAACCACUACCACACUUGCAUUCGUGCUGUUGGUCUGAAUAUCAGCGGAUUAUCAAAACCACAGCACUCUUGCUCAUGAGAUAUUGCUUCAUUAUCCUGAUGAAUGCAAAAAUAGAUUAAGGAGAGAAUGGAUGGAUGAGAGAAAGUGAUGUCAAAUGACUUAAUGGCACUUGUGAUGGGUUAACGUGUAAAAACAAGUUAUUAUAUUUUAUUUCCUUCAUGAAGCUCUGCGGACAUUUUUCUGUUCUGGACUCUUUCUGUUGACAUCGAGGCUCAAAAAGUAUGCCAAUAUGAAACAACACAAAAAUUAAAUAUACAAACGCACAUCAAUGGAUUAAGCAUCCCAUAGACUUUCCCUACAUUACCACAGUUAGUGUGGAAGGGGAUGACCCGUUUGGUUUAGUGUGUAGUGAAAAUGUAUGAAUGUGCUUUUUAUAUUUCCAAAGUGAAAUUGCAUAUUUUCCUUUAAAAGUAAGAAUGUUGGGGAGGAGAAUCGAAUAACUCUUGGUGAAAGAACUUCGUGUAGAGCCAAACAGUUCAAUCACGUUGAAAUUCUGCUUGGACCCCCAGCGUAGUGCUUUCUACAAGUAACUCGGACUUGAUGCUCUUUAAUAAGGUCAGUUCUGCAGUGAUUGGAAGAGAAAUAAAAAAAUAUACCUGACCAGUUGGAACAGUUUACAGCAGAUCCAGUUUAGUGGAAUAACAUCAGAGUUUAUGAAGAGUUUUUAAUUCCAGCUUCCUUUCUUUGGAACGCUUCACAACCCUUCUUUGACCCACACGCACCCAUGUGGUCUUGCUGCACUCUGGGUUUGGUCUUUCCAGAUGUGCCACCUGUAGUCCUAGACUUAUCACCCUUUCUUUCACAAGGGUUUUGAAGAGUCACUUAUGUUUGUACAUACAGUAUCUAUAUAUAGCAAACAUAUCAUAAGCCUUUAUUUUUCAAAUUUCAGAUACUUUAUUUUGUCAUGUUUUUUUUUUUGUUUGUUUUUUUUUUUGCAUUGGCAUGUCUUGUUAUCCUGUUUUUUCUGGCCAUACUGUGUAAAAAUCAUUGUAUGUGUUGUAGAUAAACCAAUUGACAAUACAAAGAUAAAAAAGAAGUAGUGUGAAAGAUGGUAGAGAUUGUGAAUAUGAAUUUAUUUUAUGGUCCUUUUUUAGGAAAGCUAGCUAUAGGAGAGAUGUGAACUGUAAAUGUCUAUCUAUGCAGUCUUUUAGCACGGAGGAUGAUUUGAGAACAAAGACACAUUGCCUUGCAUGUCCUGGGAUAAUUUAAGAAGAAAAACUGUACUGAACAGAAAUGAUAUUUUUUAUUUUAUUUAUUCUAUUUUAUAUUGGUAUAUACUGGUUUCAGUGUGAUGCAUCAUAUGCUCAGACAUUCUUUACCUUGUCUCAAACAACCAAUCACAAUUUCUGGAAAGAAGAAAAGUCAAUCCAAAACAGUGUACAGUUACUCUGGUGACCCUGAAGAAGUUGUGCAUGUUCAUGAUAACAACAUUUGUAAGAUCUCAAAAGACCUUUACAUUCUGCCCAAACAAACAUUACAUACUGUACUUUAGGUAUAGCUUCGGUCUGCUUUAGAAGAUGUUCCUAAAGUUAGCAAUAGACAUUUUAAAUGAAUUUGUCCAGUAGGAGACAGAUCAGCUAUUUCACAAUGACCAUAAUUUAAACGCAUUUGUUUUUAAUUUGUUUGGCCAGUGAGUAGAUGUGGUUAGCUAGCUCCAUAAUAGUCAUUUACCAUUACUCUUGUACCUUGACUGCACAAGAACACCGCUUUCACCUAGCAGAUAAUCAGAGUAUGAGAUGUUGAAAUAAUAACUGUAAUAACUGUAAUAACUGCAUCAGCUGUACAUAUAUGUGUUAAAAUGACCUGGCACAAAUCAGUCUGCCUGUGUACUGCACACACUCUAUCCCCCUCUUCUUUAAACAAUUGUUUUUUUUUUUUUUUUUUUUUUAAGGGAGCCUAAGUUUUAUGAUAUUUUUACUUUGUGAUACACUUUAUUGUGAAUCAGUAAGUCUUAUACAAUUCAAUGUAUUCUUUCUAUUGUUUCACAAUUUUUUGGGGGUUCACAGUGAAAAUUAAUUACACUAUGUUCAAAUAUGAUCUCCAUGAUAACAGCCAGUGUUAGCUGCUACAUGCAAAACCAGAAAUAGGGAAGAGGCUUAUGGUAAUGAGGGUAAUGUAGUCCAGUACAUGAAUUCAUCAUAGAGUUCUCUCUUGGCCAAGAGUAGUGUAUUUGUUUGUUUGUCUCUAGUGUUCUUGCAUGGUGAAACACUUUCUGAUCAUUGGCUUUCAGGGGAAUUAUCACACGGAUUAACAAUCUCCUGGUGAAACACAAACACGUUUUGUGUGUGUGUGUGUGUGUGUGUGUGGAAACGUUGGCUUUCUCUGCUCAACACUAAUUUGUACACCAUAUAAAUGUAAACUGUUGUGGAAAUAAAUGGCAUAUCACAAAAUGUCAAGAUGUUUCUGUCUCUUUCUCACCGUGCAUAUUGUGUAUUUUUAAUAGGGGGGAUUUCUUAAUUUCCUGAUGAUUUUACAAAGAUAUUUUUACCAAUCAGAGUCAACAAUGCUUUUUUGGCAUGAUUGAUAAUAUGUACUGUUUUGUCAAAGUGGAUGAAGUAUUUACACUAGAGAAAUACAGUAUGCAGUA
Myxocyprinus asiaticus (Chinese sucker) is the source of this 7060-nucleotide messenger RNA. Its product is annotated as amyloid beta precursor protein binding family B member 2-like. Gene Ontology annotation, cellular component: nucleus; cytoplasm. Gene Ontology annotation, molecular function: transcription factor binding; amyloid-beta binding. The transcript has 19 exons. Bases 289 to 2943 code for a protein of 884 amino acids. Lineage: Eukaryota; Metazoa; Chordata; Actinopteri; Cypriniformes; Catostomidae. Gene Ontology annotation, biological process: regulation of DNA-templated transcription. The record is from RefSeq and is a predicted model, not a curated record.